Heterocephalus glaber (naked mole-rat) is the source of this 1991-nucleotide messenger RNA. It is a transcript of the gene Edem2, whose product is annotated as ER degradation enhancing alpha-mannosidase like protein 2. Gene Ontology annotation, biological process: endoplasmic reticulum mannose trimming; carbohydrate metabolic process; mannose trimming involved in glycoprotein ERAD pathway. Gene Ontology annotation, molecular function: mannosyl-oligosaccharide 1,2-alpha-mannosidase activity; calcium ion binding. The record is from RefSeq and is a predicted model, not a curated record. Gene Ontology annotation, cellular component: endoplasmic reticulum; membrane. Lineage: Eukaryota; Metazoa; Chordata; Mammalia; Rodentia; Bathyergidae.
GUAGUCCGGAAGUGAAUGACUGAUUUCUCGGCGCGCAGGCGUAGUGGUGCGGAUCCCCGGAAGAGCCAGCAGAAGUUAGUAUGUGCGGGUGGUGGUGGUGGCGGCUGCCCCUGCUGCGGCGGCACUGACACGCUACGAGCUCUAUGCCUUUCCGGCUGCUCGUCCCGCUCGGCCUCCUGUGCUCGCUGCUGCCCCUGCACCAUGGUGCGCCAGGUCCUGAUGGCACCGCGCCGGACCCCGCCCACUACAGGUGAAGGAGGCCAAGCUCUCGCCCUUCCGAGGGAGCGAGUCAAGGCCAUGUUCUACCACGCCUACGACAGCUAUCUGGAAAAUGCCUUUCCCUACGACGAGCUGAGACCUCUCACCUGUGAUGGGCAUGACACCUGGGGCAGUUUUUCUCUGACUCUCAUUGAUGCUCUGGACACACUGCUGAUUUUAGGGAAUGUCUCCGAAUUCCAAAGAGUGGUUGAAGUGCUUCAGGACAACGUGGACUUUGAUAUUGACGUGAAUGCCUCUGUGUUUGAAACCAACAUUCGAGUGGUAGGAGGACUCCUUUCUGCUCACUUGUUGUCAAAGAAGGCUGGGGUGGAAGUGGAGGCGGGAUGGCCCUGUUCCGGACCUCUCCUGAGGAUGGCUGAGGAGGCAGCCCGAAAACUUCUACCAGCCUUUCAGACCCCCACUGGGAUGCCCUAUGGAACGGUGAACCUGCUUCAUGGUGUGAACCCAGGGGAGACCCCUGUCACCUGUACGGCAGGGAUUGGGACCUUCAUUGUGGAAUUUGCCACCUUGAGCAGCCUCACUGGAGACCCUGUGUUUGAAGACGUGGCCAGAGUGGCCCUGAUGCGCCUGUGGGAGAGCCGGUCAGAUAUCGGGCUGGUUGGCAACCACAUCGAUGUGCUCACUGGCAAGUGGGUGGCCCAGGAUUCGGGCAUUGGGGCUGGUGUUGAUUCCUACUUUGAGUACCUGGUGAAAGGAGCCAUCCUGCUUCAGGACAAGAAGCUCAUGGCUAUGUUCCUAGAGUUUAACAAAGCCAUUCGGAAUUAUACACGCUUCGGUGACUGGUACCUGUGGGUGCAGAUGUACAAGGGGACUGUGUCCAUGCCGGUCUUCCAGUCUUUGGAAGCCUAUUGGCCUGGUCUUCAGAGCCUCAUUGGGGACAUCGACAAUGCCAUGAAGACUUUCCUCAACUACUACACUGUGUGGAAGCAGUUUGGAGGGCUCCCAGAGUUCUACAACAUCCCUCAGGGAUACACAGUGGAAAAGCGAGAGGGCUACCCACUUCGGCCAGAGCUCAUUGAGAGCGCAAUGUACCUUUACCGAGCCACAGGCGAUCCCACCCUCUUAGAACUCGGGAGAGAUGCUGUGGAGUCCAUUGAAAAAAUCAGCAAGGUGGAGUGUGGAUUUGCAACGAUCAAAGAUCUCCGAGACCACAAGCUUGACAACCGCAUGGAGUCCUUCUUCCUGGCCGAGACUGUGAAAUACCUCUACCUUCUGUUUGACCCAACCAACUUUAUCCACAACAAUGGCUCCACCUUCGAUGCUGUGAUGACCCCCUAUGGGGAGUGCAUCCUGGGGGCUGGGGGCUACAUCUUCAACACAGAAGCUCACCCCAUUGACCCCGCUGCCCUCCACUGUUGCCAGAGACUGAAGGAGGAGCAGGGGGAAGUGGAAGACUUGAUGAGGGAAUUCUACUCUCUCAAACGGAGUAGGUCAAGAUUCCAGAAAAAGACAAUGAGUUCGGGGCCCUGGGAACCCCCAGCAGGGCCAGGAACAUUGUCCUCACCUGAAAACCACAACGAGGCAGGGGAGAAGAAGCCUCCGAAGCAGAAAAUCUCACUUCUCAGCUGCCCCAGUCAGCCCUUUACCUCUAAGUUGGCGUUGCUGGGACAGGUUUUCCUGGAUUCCUCAUAACCACUGGAUGAUUUAUUUUUAUUUUUAUUUUUCUGAGACUAAACUACAGCAAUAAAUCUGCUUUUGGCUAUUGUAUUUUA